Messenger RNA from Echinostoma caproni, 702 nucleotides. NCBI's taxonomy places the organism in Eukaryota, Metazoa, Platyhelminthes, Trematoda, Plagiorchiida, Echinostomatidae. The record is from the annotation of a GenBank genome assembly.
AUGAAAGACUUGUAUAGUUUUGAUGCAACCCACGCAGGUGCUUUGUUAUCAUACAACACGAUAUGUCAAACUUAUUCGGAAUUAUUCAAAGAGUUGAAUUUACCCUACCACAAAGUCCUGGCGGAUGCUGGUUCUAUUGGCGGUCAUACGUCUCAUGAAUUCCAUAUACCUGUUCCCAUCGGAGAGGAUCGUUUGCACGUGUGUACGAGAUGUGGAUUCGGUUACAACGCUGAAGUGGAAAGUAAGUUUCUAUUAAUUGUUGGUGAAUACGCUUCGACUGCAGAUGGAAUUCAGUUUUCGGAUUGUUUAGAAAAAGGUGCGAAUGAAACAUCAACUACACAUUGUCCCCAUUCAUUUCAAGAAGUACGCGGUCUCGAGAUGGGAUGCUACGGAAUCGGCAUGACUCGAUUACUAGCAGCCGCUGUAGAAUAUCUAUCAGCAGCUGCGUUCCCCAACAUUCCUGCCGAGCAGGUUACAGAAUUGCGUUGGCCUUCCGGUCUGGCUCCAUUCAGUGCUGCUCUUGUCCUUCAGAAGGCUCAGCGUGCCGCUCAGCCGGUGUAUGAGCUGGUCGAUGUGUACGGAGGAGUCUCAUACGAGGUCACACUGAGUCAAAUGCGUGAAGCAUUUCAAAUGCGUUCCUUUGAAACAAGUGAUCUACCUCAAUGGAAUCAGAACAACCGGACCAGACCAAAAACUCAAUAG